Bactrocera neohumeralis is the source of this 2300-nucleotide messenger RNA. RefSeq names its product thiamine transporter 1-like. The transcript is spliced from 5 exons. The record is from RefSeq and is a predicted model, not a curated record. The coding region runs from base 811 to 2154 and encodes 447 amino acids. Gene Ontology annotation, cellular component: plasma membrane. Gene Ontology annotation, molecular function: vitamin transmembrane transporter activity. Gene Ontology annotation, biological process: vitamin transport; transmembrane transport. NCBI's taxonomy places the organism in Eukaryota, Metazoa, Arthropoda, Insecta, Diptera, Tephritidae.
UUAUUGUGUGAAUAAAUUGUAUUGAACAAAUAGUUAAAUAACUGCAUAUAGUUAUAUAAAAUCGUAUGUUAAAUAGAUAUAAAUAUUUUAAAUAUAGAAAAAAGUUUUAAUUUUAGAAAAGUUUAAAGUGUAACAACUAAAGAGAAAAAUAAUGUACUUAAGUUUAUGAACCUUAAAUAUAAAUGCCUAAAAAAUUAUAACUUUGCUGCAGUAUAUUUUGCGGAACCGGAGAAUCUCUAUCUGCCCAUAUCCACUAUAACCACGCAUUAAGAGAAUAUGACUCUUUACUUUACCUAAAGCUAGUUGCCAUUGUAGAGGCACAAUGGAGAAACACCGCGACCGUCGCACCGGUUAUCUAAUUCAUUUCAUCGAAGAAAAGUUCACUAUAAUCUAACAGCGUAUAGAUUAAGUUAAAAUAUUACCUUAUUCAUUCUAUAAACAAUUUCACCUACAAAAUUUAUUGCAAAAACUGAACGAGGCUGGGGACUAUAUUUUAGUGUAUCAGACAGUUGGCCAACUAUAACCAAGCCAGCUUGAGAAGUUAUCAAGUGACAAGUACUUAAUAUAUGUAUGUGAAUCUCUUCAAAUGUAUGGUUAAAAUGAUUGUCGCCUUUAGUUGAUAAAUUACAAAACGGGCAAUGUGACAUUUCACAUUCAACUCUUGACGUAAAUGGUCGUCAAACGGCUGCAUUCACUUUGGCUCAAAGAAUCAACCGGUGCACGCUGUCGCUCGUCACACAAUUUUUACGCGUAUUUUAAGAAGUGAAUGCCGACAAUCUUCUGAUUGUCACAUAUCCACCACAAGUAAUUAUGAAAGAAUGGUUCAGAAUAUCAUGCUUAUUAUGCAUUUGCGGCUUCGUACACGAAAUUCGUCCUUCAGAAUCAUACGUAACGGAAUAUUUGCUGAGCAGCAGACCAAAUAUAACACAGGAUGAGCUCAGCCGUAAAGUGUACCCGGUGGCGACGUAUUCUUAUCUGGCUACACUUGUGCUAAUGUUUAUAGUCACUGAUUUUCUGAGGUACAAACCCUUGAUUAUUAUGAUGGGUGCUUGCGGUACAAUAGUGUCAGCUAUGUUGAUCUGGACCACUUCACUAACUGCUUUGCAAAUAAUUGAAUUUUUGUACGGUCUUUACAUGGCCUCCGAAGUGGCAUAUUACACAUACAUCUACGCUAAAGUGGAUAAGGAAUACUAUCCUAAGGUCAGUGCUCAUACACGUGCGGCCAUGUUUCUGGGUAAACUAGUGGCAGGCUUUUCGGCACAGCUGUUCGUCAAUUUGAAGCUUAUGGAUUACAAAUCGUUAAAUUACAUAACAUUAAGCACACAAAUCUUUGGGACCUUGUGGGCCUUCGUUUUACCAAAUGUGGAUAGAAGUUUAUAUUUCCAUCGGAAGAAUUAUUUUGAUAGUAUAGAACCAACGGCAGGUGUUAACUCAUCAUCUACGGAAUUGCAAGAUGCUAAAUCAAUUAGCAGUCAGAAUAGAGAAAAUAUAAUACCGUUGGCACCUUUUAAGUUGCUCUGGUCACAUUUCUAUAAUGCCUACAGCAAUUUGAAGGUGGUACAAUGGAGUAUUUGGUAUGCGGUCAGUUUGUGUGGUUAUUUGCAAAUCCUUACAUAUAUACAAGUAUUAUGGAUUGAAAUUGAGCCGAAUAAAGAGAUUGCUUGGAAUGGUGCAGUGGAUGCCAUAUUAACAUUAUUAGCGGCGCUAAUGGCUUUGGCAGCUGGUUACAUACAUGCUGGACGAUUGAAGCCACUACAAAGUUUAUUGGUUUUGUCCACUUUUGCCGCUAUGGAGGGUGGCGCAGUUUUACUUUGCUGCUGGACGUCGAACAUUUACGUCUCUUACGCUGCCUAUAUACUGUAUGGAGCGCUUUAUGCCUUUAGCAUAACUGUAGCGAGCGCUGAAGUGGCACGUUAUCUCGAAGAGGAAAGUUUUGGCUUGGUGUUCGGUGUAAACACUUUUAUUGCGCUUGCAUUUCAAACGCUAUUAACAAUAAUUGUUGUUUCAAACUCUGGCAUAUCUUUGGACACGCGUGGCCAGUAUACUGUGUACGCAUUUUACUAUAUCGUGGCUAGCGGUAUUUACUUUAUCUCUGUGGCUGUGGAGUAUUUUAUCAAUAGACGUACAAAAAAUCGCACAAAUUUAGCUGAAUAAUUUUUUUGUGAUAUUUAUUAAAAAAAAUGUUAACUAAUAUAGUUAGUGAAUCGUAGAUCUAAAGUGAUAGUUUAAACAUUUUAAAACUUUGUUUCGAUUUUUUUAAGUAUUUAAAAUAUAUGUAUGUAUAUUGUUUGCAAAACGAA